This is a messenger RNA of Hevea brasiliensis (rubber tree), 1953 nucleotides long. Its product is annotated as BAHD acyltransferase DCR. The record is from RefSeq and is a predicted model, not a curated record. The transcript has a single exon. Bases 193 to 1593 code for a protein of 466 amino acids. NCBI's taxonomy places the organism in Eukaryota, Viridiplantae, Streptophyta, Magnoliopsida, Malpighiales, Euphorbiaceae.
UCCUCUGCUGAUAAAAAAGCUAUAAAUAAAUAAAUACAGUGAAACAGGAUCAUGUUCUAGCAACCACCACGAAACUACCACACAAGUUCAUGAAUCCUAACUCUUCUCCUUUCCUAUAUAAAUCCUACGCCCUCGCCACCAUUUCCCACACACCCAAGCUCCACUCUCUCAUCAUUUUUGCAACCUGCAAAAAUGCCUUCUUCUUCUACUACAACUUUCAUCUCCAAAUGCACUAUCUACCCUGACCAGAAAUCCUCUCUCACAACCCUCAAGCUCUCUGUCUCUGACCUCCCCAUGCUGUCUUGCCAGUACAUCCAAAAGGGUGUUCUUCUUUCUUAUCCACCUUACUCCUUCGAUGACCUCAUCACAUUUCUCAAACGGUCUCUUUCCACUGCUCUUUCUUUCUUCCCUGCUCUUGCUGGUCGUCUCUCCACCGACACUGAUGGCCAUGUUCAUAUCGUUUGUAACGAUGCCGGCAUCUAUUUCAUCCAAGCCAAAGCCAGACACCUCUUUAUCAAUAACGUUCUUUCUCCUUCCGACGUUCCUGAUUGCUUCAAGGGGUUCUUUGCUUUUGAUAAAAUGCUUAGUUAUUCUGGUCACUCCAAUCCCUUGGCUGCAGUUCAAGUCACAGAGCUUGCAGAUGGUGUUUUCAUAGGCUGUACUGUAAAUCAUGCGGUUACUGAUGGAACUUCCCUUUGGCAUUUCUUCAAUACCUUCGCUGAAAUUUGCAAAGGAGCCAAGAAAAUAUCAAAUUCUCCUGAUUUUAGCCGCGACACUAUUUUCAACUCUCCGGCCGUGCUUAAAUUCCCCAUUGGUGGCCCAAAGCUUACGUUCUCCGGCAAUGAGCCGUUGCGCGAGAGAAUUUUCCACUUUAGCAGUGAAGCUAUUCUCAAGCUUAAAUACAGAGCUAACAACGGUAAUCUCUCAUGUGAACCCGCAGAGAUUUUGGGGAAACAAUGCAACGACAGUUGGAAAGUCGUUAACGGAGGAGACCUUUCAAAGGAUUUCCUGAAGAACAAAACGGUGGAGAUAUCGUCGUUUCAAUCAUUGUGCGCACAGCUCUGGCGGUCCGUCACACGUGCGAGAAAUCUCUCCCCUUCUAAAACGACAACGUUUCGUAUGGCAGUGAACUGCCGGCACCGGCUGGAACCGCGGCUCCAUCCGUACUACUUUGGAAACGCUAUACAGAGCAUCCCCACUAUGGCUCCUAUAGGGGAGCUGCUCUCUCACAAUCUGCACUGGGGAGCUGAACUUCUACACAAAAACGUCGUCGCAUAUGACGAUGGUACGGUGCGGAAGGGCAUAGCAGAUUGGGAGAGGGAACCACGGUUGUUCCCGCUAGGAAACUUCGACGGUGCAUCAAUCACAAUGGGUAGCUCCCCGAGAUUCCCGAUGUACAAUAACGAUUUUGGGUGGGGCCAACCUCUGGCCAUUAGGAGUGGUCGGGCCAAUAAAUUUGACGGUAAGAUUUCAGCGUUUCCAGGGAGAGAAGGGAAGGGUAGUGUUGAUCUGGAGAUUGUUUUGGCACCAGCAACCAUGGAUGGGCUUGAAAUGGAUGGUGAGUUCAUGCAGUACGUAUCAACUAGCGUGUGAGUGAGUUACAACAUAGUAAAACUGGAAUGGAUCUGGAAGAUGGGAAAAUAUCAACAAGGUUGGGAUAAAUGAUAUAAAAUUUGGAGGAAUUUGAUUGGAUGGUGGCGGGCGCUGUAGCGGUGCAAAUCUUGGAGGUCACAUUUGGUGGUGGUGAGGGCUACUGCCUACGGAUAAAUGAUUUCGACGUUUGUGAUUUUUUUUUGUUUCUGGUAGCGUUAAGUGUUUGUACAUGGCAAUUGGCAACUUUCAUUUCCUAUAUGUUCUGGGAAAGAGAAUCACGGAUUCUUAAUUUAAAUCUCUGUUUGGAUGUGUGGAAAAAUAAAGGGAGAGAAAAUAAAAGGGAUUAGCACUUUUUUCAAA